Messenger RNA from Thalassophryne amazonica, 4745 nucleotides. RefSeq names its product misshapen-like kinase 1. The coding region runs from base 102 to 3848 and encodes 1248 amino acids. The transcript has 35 exons. The record is from RefSeq and is a predicted model, not a curated record. Gene Ontology annotation, molecular function: protein kinase activity; ATP binding. Lineage: Eukaryota; Metazoa; Chordata; Actinopteri; Batrachoidiformes; Batrachoididae. Gene Ontology annotation, biological process: protein phosphorylation.
UCAGAAUGGAGCCUGGAGGAGGAAAAUACGUUAUUUAGUUUGUAGAAGACGACAAACUCUGUUCAUGUCUUCUAAACAUUUAUCAUCGUCCCUCUGACGACAUGUCGAGAGAAAACACCACUCGGAGCUUGGACAGUAUAGACCUCGCUGCUUUACGAGAUCCAGCAGGUAUUUUCGAGUUGGUAGAGGUUGUUGGCAAUGGAACCUACGGGCAAGUCUACAAGCUUCGGCAUGUAAAAUAUGGUCAGAUCGCCGCGAUAUCACGCAGAGAUAAAACUGAAGAAGAAGAGGAGGAGAUAAAGCUGGAGAUCAACAUGUUGAAGAGUUAUUCUCAUCAUAGAAACAUUGCUACUUAUUAUGGAGCUUUUAUUAAGAAAGGUCCUGCUGGACAGGACCACCAGCUAUGGUUGGUGAUGGAGUAUUGUGGAGCAGGCUCUGUGACGGACUUGUUGAAGAAGACCAAGGGAAACUGUUUGAAAGAAGACUGGAUCGCGUACAUUUGCAGAGAAGUCCUUAGGGGUCUUUCACAUCUUCACUCCCAUCAUGUGAUCCACAGAGACAUUAAGGGACAAAACGUUUUGCUCACAGAGAAUGCUGAAGUCAAACUGGUUGACUUUGGAGUCUCAGCUCAGUUGGACAAGACGAUCGGUCGGAGGAACACCUUCAUUGGUACUCCGUAUUGGAUGGCUCCAGAGGUCAUUGCCUGUGAUGAGAAUCCUGAGGCCACAUACGACUACAGGAGUGACCUCUGGUCCUUGGGUAUCACUGCACUGGAGAUGGCUGAAGGAGCCCCUCCUCUGUGCGACAUGCAUCCAAUGAGAGCUCUGUUUCUAAUUCCACGCAACCCUCCGCCCAAGCUGAAAUCUAAGAAAUGGUCAAAACGUUUCUUGUCAUUUGUUGAUGGUUGUCUCAUCAAGAACCACCUGCAUCGACCCACCACUGACACGCUGCUGAGACACGCCUUCAUCAGAGAUUUGGCUAACGAGAGACAAGUUCGUAUCAUGCUGAAAGACCACCUGGACAGAACCAGGAAGAAGAGAGAGAAAGAGGGUCUGGAGUAUGAAUACAGUGGCAGUGAUGAUGACGAUGACGAAGUGACUGAGGAGGAAGGAGAACCCAGCUCUAUCGUCAAUGUUCCUGGUGAAUGGACCUUAAGACGAGAGUUUCUCCGUUUGCAGACAGAAGAUUGCGAAGCAGGAAGAGAGUUAGGUCCAGGAGGAGGUGGUGUUCAACAAAGGCGACAGGCAUUACAACAGCACAGGCAGCAGUUAGCAGAGCAGGAACGGUACAAGCAACACUUAAUCGCAGACAGACAGAGGAGGAUCCAACAACAACAGGAGCAACGGCAAAAGUUUGAAGAUCGCCUGCAGCAGGCUGACUGUGCCUUUCAAUGGGCGGAGCUUCAGGAGAUCCUGCUGGGGGAGGAGUCAGAUCUACUUGACAACAGGAUUUUACUUGAUGACAGAAAUAGAAAGAGUGACAGGAAGCAGGAUCCGGUUGGCAGACAGCGAAGCAGUAACGUGUCAGUAAGGCCUCCGGACGCCUUCGCAGAGCAGCGGGCCGUAGCUGCAAAUCAGCUGCUUCAGCAUAAGGCCGAGCGCUCUCAGCAUCAGUUGCCUUCAGUCAGUCGGAGAUCCCACCGCACCCUGCCCAAAGACCAAACCCAGCUCCUGUCACUGCAGCACGACAACAGACACAGGGAGAGAGAAAAGCCUGUGGCAGCUGUUAAGAAGUUAACAGCUAACGCUGAGUCUACUACUGCUUCCUCCCCCUGCCGCCCUGCAAACUGCCAGCGCUCAGUGAUGGACUUCCAGGAGUCAGAUUUGACUCGGCUGUUGUUGGCUGCUGGUCUGCCCAGCCAGAUGCACUCUCCGCUGGGUUCUGGAAGUAGUUCUAGCCCUUGUACUCCAGCUAUGCAGAGAGCUCACUUUAACCAGAAUACCAAACUGUGCUCAAGUCGAGAUGCCCGCCACAGCAGCUCUUUGACAGAUAUGGCCAACUCCUCACAAUCCCCCAUUUUGCCCACUGUCCCUCUUACACCAUCAACUGAAGACGUCUUCUGGGACUCUGAUACUCCGCCAAAGGUUCCAGAGCGCACUACCUCUAAGUUCUACUGUAAAGAACUGGUGAUGGGACACAAGAGGACCGCAUCAAGUGGAAGUCCAGUGUCUGUGGCAAGUGAAAAUGGAAGAUCUGUGACUCACAGAGGCUCCUCUAGCAGCAGCAACCACCCAGGUUACUUCCAACUGGAGAGUUCUGUACUACAACAACGUCUACAGCAGCACAGGAAGACACAAGAAACUGGAAUGGGUGGACAGACACAAGGUGUAAAGCCUGCUCUCAGUCGGCUUCACAAGGCUACGGAAUAUUCUUCUUCCAGUGAUGAAGUUGGCAGCAGUGAUGAUGAAGAAAGGUCCAGGUCUGGUUUGUCCAGUCGUAAAGAGAAAUACUUCAAACAAAUACCUGAUGGCAUUGUACUGCAGCCACACCACAAUCUCAACCAGUUUUCCAGGAUAGGUUCAGAUGAUACCUAUCUGCUCCCAGACCUUUUACAAAAAACCUCCUCCUCAAGUUCCAUCCAUAACGUGCUGGGUCUGCAGCAGCGAUCAUGUGGACUGCAUCACUCUCAGUCCCCCACAGCUCCCCGUGCUCCCACACACGACGAGCUGCACGCUGUGAGCAGCCCUACAGGAAACAUCACAUCUUCUUCCUCCUCUUCAUCAUUCCUGUCCUUCAUUGAUCCAAGACUGAUGCAAAUAUCACCACCACAGAGCCCGUCACGUGGUAAGAGUGAUCCACUCCAGAGGGAGAACCACAGAAAAGGCUCUGUGGUGAACGUGAACCCAACUAACAUUCGACCACAAAGUGACACUCCGGAGAUCCGCAAGUACAAGAAGAAAUUCAACACGGAGGUUCUGUGUGCCGGCCUGUGGGGUGUGAAUCUGUUGGUGGGGACAGAGAACGGUCUGUGGCUGCUGGAUCGGAGCGGACAGGGCAAAGUCUACUCUCUCAUCAGCAGACGAAGGUUUCAGCAGAUGGAUGUACUGGAAGGACUCAACGUACUCAUCACUAUAUCAGGUAAAAAGAACAAGCUUCGUCUGUACUACCUGUCCUGGUUAAGGAACAAAAUCCUCCGUAAUGACCCAGAGGUGGAGAAGAGGCAGGGCUGGACGUCAGUAGGAGACUUGGAGGGCUGUGUACACUAUAAAGUGGUACGUUACGAGAAGAUAAAGUUCUUGGUGAUCGCUUUAAAAAAUGCUGUGGAGGUGUAUGCCUGGGCCCCAAAGCCUUACCACAAAUUCAUGGCCUUCAAGUCAUUCAGGUCUCUGCCUCAAAAGCCACUGUCUGUUGACCUGACAGUGGAGGAAGGUCAAAGGUUAAAGGUCAUCUACGGAUCCUUGUCUGGUUUUCAUGCCAUUGAUGUCGACUCUGGAACACCUUACGACCUCUACCUGCCCACACAUAUCCAGGGUUCCAUUCAUCCCCACGCCAUCAUCAUCCUGCCAAACAGCGCGGGAACAGAGGUUCUGGUUUGCUACGAAGAUGAGGGCGUGUACAUCGACACGUAUGGUCGCAUCACCAAGGAUACGGUGCUACAGUGGGGGGAGAUGCCUGCAUCAGUUGCCUACCUUCAGACUAACCAGGUGAUGGGUUGGGGGGAAAAGGCCAUUGAACUGAGGUCGGCAAACACGGGGAACCUCGAAGGCGUCUUUAUGCACAAAAAAGCCCAGAAGCUCAAGUUCCUGUGUGAGCGGAAUGACAAGGUGUUCUUUGCCUCGGUGCAGUCAGGAGGCAGCAGUCAGAUCUACUUCAUGACUCUUGGACAGAACUCGCUCUUCAACUGGUGAAGUCAGACGUCUCACUCUGUCAUCGGCUGCUGCUGUCUGGGCACAAGGUUUUGGGUUUGUCUGGAUGCCUUUGUUCCUGUGCUCAGCCUCUGACCUUCAGGAGAAGUGGAACUCGCUGGCCUGUCUGUCUGGAGAAUCCUUUUCCAUCUGAAUGUCCGGUGAUCUCAAACAACAUGCUUGAACACAUCUGGACGACUGACAUCUGGACUGCGACUCCUUCAGCUGCACUGACACACAUAUCUGGAUUUGAAAGUCAGCAAAAGCAUCUUUAAUUCACUACAGCUCACAGUGUCGCCGUCACUUCUGAAAACCUCCUGGAGGAUUAUCUCAUCUGAGCGCUGUGGUGAUCUGGAGCCGUGUGUCAUCUGUCCCAGCAGGGGGCGCCAUGAUUCCUGUUGCUGUCUGUGUUGUGUGUCUGAAUCUGGAUUGAGCAGAAUCUCCCUGUAUUCACGCUUGAUUUAACAAUAUGUGUUUGGAUUUUUUAUUUUAUUACCUCCAAAUCGUUUUUUGUUUUUAUGGUUUGUUGUUUUUUUUCAGUUUUAGCUGCACUUGAUUUGAUUCAUUCCUCAUCUGUCAACUCGUGAGGCCAUAACCGUCUGUUUAGAUUUGACCUCAUUCAGCUCCACUGGAAUCGAUGAUGAAGCAUUCUCUUUUUCUUUUCUUUUUUAAAGAACCCGCUCACAUGCACUGUAGCUCUGGUGUGAUGAUGGAAGUGGUCUGAUCCUGGACCAGCUGCUGCUGAACUCCAGUUAUUACGUGUCAUUACUUUGUUUUUGUGAGAACAUGAGUCCUUCUUCAGUCUGUUUCACAUGUUGUCAUCUGGGUAUUUGAACAACCGAGCAGCUGCCAAAAUACACAACUUUCCUCCAGACGUCACUCCAGCAACAAGAUAAAAAA